AUGCCAGCUCGGGUUGUGCUUGCCCGGACAUUAUCAGAGUUGGCAUCCAGAGAGGACGCUCCAGGGACAGACUUGGAGACGAAGCUUCGCCGCGCUGCGGCGGAGGUUUUUCAGCGUCAUGGAGAUUCUGCCGUCGAUGAAGACUUGAUGGAGGCCGUGGCUUGCCAGGCUUGCGAAGUCUUGGAAGCCUACGAGGGCAAUGGCGGCCGCAGCUCGCAAGACAUCACGGAGGCUCUGGUCCAGGCAUUGGCGCCGCUGCUGGAGGAGGCCAGUUGCGGGGUGCUCGACGUCGUAUCAUCUCUGCUGCGCGUCGCCGAGCCGACGGAACCAGUGAAGGAGCUGCCAACACAGCUGCUUCUACCUGCUUCCCGAGCAGUGCGUCCAACCUCAGCGCACAAGGCAGCGAAACCCGCGAGUGGGCGUGCAGAGGCCGCGUACCGCAAGCGUGGGGAUGUUGAACGUGAGAGGGCCACCGAGUACCUUCUUGAACAUGCAGAGGAGGCCAAGCACCAGCAAGAAGCUGAUGCUGCCCGGGCUCGCGAAGCUGUAGACUUCCGACGAUGGCCUCAGGGUGCCGCAAAGGAGGAUGGCCUUGGCGCACCACCCCCUGCUGUUGGUGAGGCCGCAAAUUCUGACUCCGACGAAGAAGAGGACGAGAUCACGCGUAAGGACCGUGAGAUGACAAAGCGCCGUCUGCGCGAGCUGGGACAGCCGGCCACCUUCUUCGCCGAAACAGAUGCGCAGCGAUGGCGGAGGUUGCAGAGCUGCGAGUUGUCUCGGGACCAGGAUGUAUUGGCUGACGGAUCUACCAAUGUCAUGCAAAUCCUGGAUCGACGACAGCAGCGGGAGCGAGAGGCUGCAGGCGGAAUCAGACAAGGCCUCGACAUCGUUGAUGCAGAGGACGCUGAGUUUGCCACCAUCGAAGGCACUGUUAUGCGACACGAGCCCAACGACCAGGAUAGUGAUUCUGAGGAUGAUGGUCCCAAGCUCACCGCCAUCCUUGGAUCAGAGCCCGACGAACGAGAUAAGGAGCAAGAAGAGGCGCAGCGGAAGCUCGAUGCAGCUGCUCACGCGGUAAUGAGCUGGAUCCGCUCGAUGCUCCGAGCAUGGGAGGCGCAGCUCACCGAGAGAGCUGCUACCGAGGAGAAGCAGCAGCCGUUCAAAAGCGAGAAGGCUCAGUAUCGGCAAUCGAAGCAGUAUUUGAAGCCCCUGCGACGAGCCUUGCGAGAUGGCGAAGUCGAUGCUGGCGUUACGUUCUCAUUGGCAGAGAUUGCCGAACAUUGUGGCAAUCGAAGCUACCGGGCUGCCAAGGAGGCAUACAUGCGGUUAGCCAUCGGCAACCAUCCAUGGCCCAUGGGCGUCACCUUUGUGACAUUUCACGAUCGAGCAAAUCGCCACAAGAUUGGGGAGGGCGCGCAGGCACAUGUUCUGGACGAUGAGACAACCCGGAAGUAUGUUCAAAUGGUCAAGCGCCUGGUGACUUUUGCCGAAAGACGAUGGCCAAUAGAUCCGACCAAAGCCGAGUGA
This is a messenger RNA of Symbiodinium natans, 1527 nucleotides long. The record is from the annotation of a GenBank genome assembly. NCBI's taxonomy places the organism in Eukaryota, Dinophyceae, Suessiales, Symbiodiniaceae.